AUGGUUGAGAAGCUUGGCUUAGAAGUGCUUAAACAUCCAAAACCAUAUGCGCUCCAAUGGCUUAACGAAAAAGGUGAGAUGUCCGUCAAGGAGCAAGUCAAAGUGCCGCUUUCAAUAGGUAAGUAUCAAGACGAGGUCAUGUGCGACAUACUUCCGAUGGACGCUAGCCACAUUCUUCUUAGACAUCCAUGGCAAUCAGACCGACAAGUUGUCCACAAUGGCUUCACCAAUCGACACACCUUCGAACAUAAUGGCCGAAAGACAACUCUCAUUCCAAUGACGCCGCAUGAGGUCUAUCUAGAUCAGCUAAGCAUGAAACAGUGGACCGCCAAACAAACCGAACCAAUCGAUACAAAGGGUAAGAGCAAGGUAAAUCACAAUAGUUUACUAUUUGUUUACAAAGAAACUCUUGCUUGUUCAACUAACCCCGAACUAGUGCUACCGAGUAAGAUUGAGUUGGUUUUGCAAGAGUACAAGGAUGUGUUUCCGGAAGACAAUCCCAUUGGUUUACCACCUAUCCGAGAGAUCGAGCAUCAAAUCGACUUUGUGUCGGGAGCCGCUUUACCAAACCGACCAGCUUAUCGCACCAACCCAACUGAAACAAAAGAACCUGAAAGACAAGUGAACGAGCUGAUGGACAAAGGACAUAUUUGA
Molecule: messenger RNA, 654 nt
Organism: Camelina sativa (false flax)
Lineage: Eukaryota; Viridiplantae; Streptophyta; Magnoliopsida; Brassicales; Brassicaceae
Source: RefSeq, a predicted model, not a curated record